AUGACAACAAAUCUUGAACCUGUUCAAACAUUUAAAAUUCUUAUUGUUGGAGAGUCAGGUGUCGGUAAAAGUUCAUUAAUGGCUCGAUAUGUUCAUGGUAUUUUCCGCACACAAUAUACCGCAACCAUUGGUGUAGAUUUUCAAGUAGCCAUUAUUAAUAUUGGUGAAUAUAGAUGUCGAUUACAAAUAUGGGAUACUGCUGGGCAAGAACGUUUCCGUUCGAUAACAAAUAGUUAUUAUCGAGGUGCUGAUGGGAUAAUUAUUGUUUAUGAUGUUACCGAUAACGCAAGUUUCACUCAUGUUAAAGUCCGAUUUCCGGACGUGCAAAAUUUAUGUGAUAGAAAUGUUCCAAAAAUUCUCGUUGGUAAUAAAGAUGAUCAUAAUAGAGAAGUAAAUAAAGUUGUAUUAACCAAUGAUGCACGUCAAUAUGCUGAACAAAAUAAUUUAUUAUUUUUCGAAAUAUCAGUUAAAGAUAAUAGAAAUAUUACUGAAGUAUUUAAUGAAAUAGCUAAACUUGCACUUAAACGACGUCUAAAUCAAAGUGAAAAUUUACAAAAUAGUAUUGCUGAAAUACGAAUUGAACACAAACCAAUUAAUGAUAAUAGUACGAAAAAUGGAUGUUGUACUAUAUAA
Molecule: messenger RNA, 633 nt
Organism: Rotaria sordida
Lineage: Eukaryota; Metazoa; Rotifera; Eurotatoria; Philodinida; Philodinidae
Source: the annotation of a GenBank genome assembly